Messenger RNA from Pseudozyma hubeiensis SY62, 1050 nucleotides. RefSeq lists its product as hypothetical. NCBI's taxonomy places the organism in Eukaryota, Fungi, Basidiomycota, Ustilaginomycetes, Ustilaginales, Ustilaginaceae. Gene Ontology annotation, cellular component: mitochondrial inner membrane. The coding region runs from base 1 to 1050 and encodes 349 amino acids. The transcript has a single exon. Gene Ontology annotation, biological process: mitochondrial phosphate ion transmembrane transport. The record is from RefSeq and is a predicted model, not a curated record. Gene Ontology annotation, molecular function: phosphate transmembrane transporter activity.
AUGGCGACCACAUCCACAGCAGGGUCGCGAGACUCUCCGCUUCCACCAAUCUCGAAAGAUGAGGUCAAAAGUCGUCUUGGCAUCAAGGACGGUGCUUCCGCCUCCUCCUCUAGCGCAGCAUUGACUCCCACCUUUAGCGUUGGCGACUAUGCGCGCUUCUUCGCCUCCGGUGCGCUCUGUGCUACCCUCACGCACGGAGCCAUGACGCCGAUCGAUGUCAUCAAGACGCGAAUUCAGCUCGAGCCCAAGGGUUCCAAAGAGACCAUGCUUUCCAUGGGCCGCAAGAUCAUCUCUUCCGAAGGUCCCGCAGGCCUGCUCACCGGCUUCGGUCCCACCGCCGUCGGCUACCUAAUCCAGGGUGGUGCCAAAUUCGCCGGAUACGAGUUCUUCAAGAAGAAGGGUGUCGACUGGGCUGGCAGCCACGAAGCCGCUCAGCAGUACCGUCAGGUCAUCUACCUAGGUGGUGCCUCAGCUGCAGAGGUGAUCGCUACCACGCUGCUCACUCCUCUCGAGGCUGCUCGUAUCCGUCUCGUCUCUGAGCGAGGCUACGCCAAAGGUCUCGUCUCGGCCAUCACUCGCAUGGGCGCAGAGGAGGGUCUCGCUGGCUUCUACGCUGGAUAUGCUCCCAUCUUGUGCAAGCAGGUUCCCUACGCUAUCGGCCAAUUCGUCACCAACGAGUGGGCACACACCGUCGUCGACUCUGCCGUGUCCAAAGAGGAGCAGGCCAAGUACGGCAAGGCAGGCGAAGUCGGUAUUCAGCUCGGAUGCGGUGUGGUCGCCGGUGUUGCUGCUGCUAUCCUCUCUCACCCCGCCGAUACUCUGCUCAGCAAGAUCAACAAGGGCGGAGGAGGAAAGGGCAGCGCAAUGUCCAAGCUUGUUCGUCUCGCAGGCGAGACUGGUCCCGUCGGUAUCUGGGCCGGUCUUGGCACGAGGAUAGCCAUGACCUCGGCGCUCGUCAGUCUACAGUUCGUACUGUACGGACAGAUCGGCCAGCUCUUGGGCAAACCACCUGGAAUCGAGAUCCGCUCAGACAGCGAGAAGCAGCAAUGA